AUGAAAAGACCAACCAACAACACACAUCUUCCCGAGAAAAUAUCAACAGAGAUUCUAGCAAGGUUACCAUUGAGAAGCAUCUCCAGCUUCAAAUCUGUUUGCAAAACAUGGAAAUCUACAACUGAAUCUAUCUUCUUCCGACGUCUCUUUGUGUCUCUGCACAAAAACUCAUCUUCCUCUUGGUCACUAAUACGUGGAUCUUAUAGGUGUGAAGAUUAUAUAGGGUUAUAUGGAUGUCAGACAUGGGAUCUUCCAAAGUCUCCAGCUUCUUAUAUCACAGUUUUACCGGAUCUUCGAACCGGUAAUUUCGUUUGUUAUUUUUCUUCCAAUGGAUUGGUUUUAAUGGAAGGAAUUGAUUAUGGUUGCUAUGUUGGUAAUCCAGUAUUACAACAGUGGGUUAAAAUCCCUUCUUGUCCAUAUAAAUCUCAUCGGUUUGGUUUCGUGACUCGUGUGGACGAGGACGGAGUCGUUUUGAGCUUCAAAGUGCUUAGGUUAAAGGAUGAUAUACUUAGGGAUAUGUGCAUAUAUUUCUCUGAGACAGGGAUUUGGACUUACAAGAGACUUCACAUCCCUUCUUGCGCCGUCUACUCAUGUCAUAUGAGUUUCAAUGGGCUGCAUUAUUUUUUGUCUGGAGCAUGGGUAAAUUCAGACGCCGAAAAGGUCAUAGCUCAUGAUUUCUACUCUAAAUCCGAUCAAUUCCGGGCUAUACAACUCCCGGAUCACUACGGCGAAAAAUACAAAAGAACAUUGACUACAUCUUGA
Arabis nemorensis is the source of this 762-nucleotide messenger RNA. NCBI's taxonomy places the organism in Eukaryota, Viridiplantae, Streptophyta, Magnoliopsida, Brassicales, Brassicaceae. The record is from the annotation of a GenBank genome assembly.